CAGGGACCAGACGCCAUGACUUCCACCCUCACAGCCCUGCUCUGCCUCGGGCUGAGUGUGUGCCUGAGGACCCAGGUGCAGGCAGGGACCCUCCCCAAACCCACCAUCUGGGCUGAACCAGGCUCUGUGAUCCCCUGGGGCAGCCCCGUGACCAUCUGGUGUCAGGGGACCCGGGGGGCCCAGGAGUUCCUUUUGGAUAAAGAGGGAAGCUCAGCCCCCUGGGACAGACAGAGCCCACUGGAGCCCGGGGACAAGGCCAACUUCCACAUCCCACACAUGACAGAGCCCAAUGCAGGGAGACAUCACUGUUCCUAUCUAACCCCCACUGGCUGGUCAGAGCGCAGUGACCCCUUGGAACUGGUGGUGACAGGAGUUUACAGCAAACCCACCCUCUCAGCACUGCCCAGCCCUGUGGUGACCUCAGGAGGGAAUAUGACCCUCCAGUGUGGCUCAUGGCAGGGACUGGACAGGUUGAUUCUGAUGAAGGAAGGAGAACACAAGUCCUCCUGGACCCUGGACGCACAGCGACGCCCCGAUGGGCAGACCCAGGCCCUGUUCCCUGUGGGCCCCGUGACCCCCACACACAGGUGGACGUUCAGAUGCCACGGCUUUAACAGGGACACCCCCCAGGUGUGGUCGGAACCCAGUGACCCCCUGGAGCUCCUGGUCGCAGGUGUGUCUGGGAAGCCCUCCCUCCUGACCCCACAGGGCCCUGUCGUGGCCUCUGGACAGAGCCUGACCCUCCAGUGUCGCUCUGAUGUCGGCUAUGACAGAUUUGCUCUGUCCAAGGAGGGGGGACAGGACCUCCCCCAGCGCCCUGCCCGGCAGCCCCAGGCAGGGCUCUCUCAGGCCGACGUCCCCCUGGGCCGGGUGACCAACACCCACGGGGGCCGGUACAGGUGCUACGGUGGACACAACCUCUCCUCCGAGUGGUCGGCCCCCAGUGACCCGCUGGACAUCCUGGUGGCAGGUGAGGAGCCAGCGGGACGGCUCCCUGACACGCCCUCCCUCUCGGUGCAGCCGGGCCCCAUGGUGGAAUCAGGACAGAACGUGACCCUGCUGUGUCAGUCAGGGAGCACAAGGGAAAGUUUCCUUCUGUCCAAGGAGGGGGCAGCCCAUCCCCCCAUGCGUCUUACACCAAAGUACCGAGGUGGGCAGUUCCAGGCCGAAUUCUCCAUGAGUCCUGUGACCUCAGCCCACCGUGGGACCUACAGGUGCUACAGCUCACUCAGCAGUCACCCCUACCUGCUGUCACAGCCCAGUGACCCCCUGGAGCUCCUGGUCUCAGGAGGCUCUGAGGACCAGCUCCUUCCCCCCACGGAGUCAGGCCCGCAGACGGGUCUCAUAUGGUACCUGAAGGUUCUGAUCGGGGUCUCAGUGGCCUUCGUCCUGCUGCUGCUCCUCCUCCUCUUCCUCCUCGUCCGACACCGGGGUCAGGACAGAUGCAGGAAGUCAGGGCGGGGUCACGACAGGCCCAGGGCGGAGCCUGUGUCAUCUGACCCAGCCCAGGGCGAGGCUGACCUCCCACCUCCCACAGGGGCUGCAGACCCAGAGCCCAAGGACAGAGGCCUGCACAGCAGCUCCUGCCCAGCUGUCGAUGCCCAGGACCAGACCCUCUACGCUGCCGUGAACGACACUCAGCCUGAGGAGGGGGCGCAGCUGGACCAUCUGCAGAACGGGCAGGAUGCAGACCCUCAGGAGGAGGCAUAUGCCCAGGUGAACCGCUCAAGAUCAAGACUCAGACGGGGGAUGGCCACCUCUCCUUCCUGCCUGUCAGGGGGAUGGCUGGACAUGAAGGACAGACACGCAGAAGAGGACGGGCUGAUGGACAGUCAGGCUGCCGCAUCCGAAGCCCCCCAGGACGUGACCUAUGCCCAGCUGAACCACUGGGCCCUCAGACGGGAGACGACUGCACCCCCCGCCCCCCCGUCAGGGGAGCCCCCAGCAGAGCCCGGCGUGUACGCGGCUCUCGCCACCCGCUAGCCCGGGAAGGACCCAGACCCCACGCUCCAGGGAGGGAGAUCUCAGGGACCCCAGAAGGCACAGCAGCUGCCCGCGGUGGACACCACCUGUGACCCACAGCCAGGACCUGGACUCCUAACGCAGACCACCCAGAGCCCCUGGGACCCUUUGGGGGUCACCUGGUUCCACCAUCAAAGAUAACUAACAACCUUACAUCUCAGGGAUACAGCAACACACUUCUCAGUUAUCCAUGAUUUGGAAAAAGAAGAGCAAAUCAUCCCAAAUGAAGGCAAAGGAGGCAAAGAACUAUGAUAAGAGUAGCUACCGAUGAGGACGAACAGAAAGUAGAGGGAAAUCAAUAAAGUCGCAAACGUCACUCUUGGAAACAUUAACCACACGCACGCCUCCUAGG
Molecule: messenger RNA, 2374 nt
Organism: Hippopotamus amphibius kiboko
Lineage: Eukaryota; Metazoa; Chordata; Mammalia; Artiodactyla; Hippopotamidae
Product: leukocyte immunoglobulin-like receptor subfamily B member 3
Exons: 13
Coding region: 16-1983 (655 amino acids)
Biological process (GO): cytokine-mediated signaling pathway
Molecular function (GO): inhibitory MHC class I receptor activity
Source: RefSeq, a predicted model, not a curated record